Messenger RNA from Candidozyma auris, 1956 nucleotides. RefSeq names its product Gpr1p (gene GPR1). Gene Ontology annotation, molecular function: G protein-coupled receptor activity. Gene Ontology annotation, biological process: adenylate cyclase-activating G protein-coupled receptor signaling pathway. The record is from RefSeq and is a predicted model, not a curated record. The transcript has a single exon. NCBI's taxonomy places the organism in Eukaryota, Fungi, Ascomycota, Pichiomycetes, Serinales, Metschnikowiaceae. Gene Ontology annotation, cellular component: plasma membrane. The coding region runs from base 1 to 1956 and encodes 651 amino acids.
AUGUCUCGUCCCAACUACAAGCGGUGGCUACUCUGGGCCGGCACUUUAGCCACUCGAGAAAACGACCACAUCCUGAAUCAGGCUGAUUUGUUUUCCCACUACCAGAUCUCUGUCCAGCGGUCUUUGGCCAUCUCCAGCUCGUCAAUAUCGAUAUUUUUCUGCUUGGCCGCCAUUUACUGCUUUUUGGCCAUCGAUCCAAGAAGGCUCGUGUUUCGUCACCACUUAAUUGCAUUUCUCCUCCUAUUCGAUCUACUAAAGGCUUUCAUUCUCUUGCUAUACCCGGCCAGGGUUCUCACUCACCCUACGGCGUACGCCAACCAGCGCUUCUGCCAAGUUGUGGGCUUUUUCACCACGACGGCCAUCGAAGGUGCAGAUUUGGCCAUCUUGACUUUUGCAUUACAUACGUUAUUGCUUAUUUUCAAGCCUAACCUUUCAGUCAAGGUGCUGAAUUCCGGCAGAGUCGAAGGCGGCAUGUACAAGUACCGCUACUACGUUUAUGGCUUGUCUUUUGUUAUCCCCCUAUUCAUGGCCUCCUUAGCCUACAUUGGCGUGGGUUAUCAAUCGUUUGUGUGUUGGUGUUACCUUCCCCAGCAACCGGUCUGGUACCGGUUGGUACUCAGCUGGGUACCUCGCUAUUGCAUAAUCGUCAUCAUCAUAUUGAUUUAUGGACUAAUUUAUUAUUACGUGCUCAAAGAAUUCAAGGCUUUGGGAGGAGUCUUUACAACCAUGCAACACCACAACACACGGGAUUCAAACGUUAAGCCGUCAUUUUUCUCAUCACUCAAAUUCUUUUUCAUAAAUGUCAAGGAUGGCAUUUACGACAAAUUUUUCGUACCAAACUCAGAUCGUUUCGGUGCCUCCUCUAGCUCAGAGAACUCUGCCGUCGACCCUGUGACUUCACGAACAAAAACCGUCCAUAGCCUGGACGAAAGCCCUAAUAACGACCAACAACAUCAACCUCAUAAUCACACCAAUAACAUUAUGCAUGAUCCUGAAUUAGAAGCUGCUAACUUGGCUAACUUUAGGAAACGCCAAAAGCUCAUCGAGAGACAGAUGAAAUCCAUCUUUGUCUAUCCAAUCGCUUACGUCUCAGUGUGGCUUUUCCCCUUCAUUUUACAGUGCACACAGUUUAACUAUGAGAGAACCCACGGGGCAGUGAUCUGGCUCAACUACUUGGGUGCUUUCAUGCAACCAUUUAAUGGAUUUGUGGAUUCCAUGGUGUUCUUCUAUCGUGAGGAGCCAUGGAAAUACACAAUCAUGAAAAACUACGAAAAAGACAAUGCAUACAGACUUGACAACUAUGUCCGUCAUCAUAGCGGAGAUCUGGAUACCGUGAGCAGACGUCGGAGAUUAAGUUCUUACAGCGCUGCAGUGUCCUCAGAUGUACAGCAGUACUCUUGGUGGAGACGCUUACUUGGAAAGCUUCGUCUUCCGCUUAUGGGCUUGCCAACAGAAGAAAACAUCACGAAGUUUCAAAAUAGCUACUUGUCCUCACGCUUUGAAGAGCUGUGCUCGACUGCACAAGGUCUGGGAGAAACGCAACCGAUUGACUCUAAUGGCACCCCUGACUUCAAAUCGCUCAUGACCAAGCAUGACUUCUCCAACCUUUUGACCGGUGAUCUCGCAGAGGGAGAAUUUAGGCUGGUUCUAGAUAACUACUCGCUCAAUUUUCAAAGGCGCUCGAGUCACUCGUCACAAGGAGGAAAGCAUGAUACCAAAACCAUAGCAUCUGCAUCAAACAAGUCGUCGAGAUCGAGAAGAUUCUCUGCCAUGGACCCUCAUGAGCCGAUUCCGGAGUCGAAAGAGUUCACUCCGCAAGAGUCACACGCUAACCCUCGGAAGAGUAGUUCUUAUGCCCAUAGCAAGCGUCCUUCGCAACAACGAAGUGAUCGUUCUGGUAGCAUUGGUGAGGACGUUGAACUCGAUUUCCUUCAGUUUUUACGAGACGGUCAUUGA